This is a messenger RNA of Carassius carassius (crucian carp), 998 nucleotides long. Its product is annotated as transmembrane protein 229B-like. Lineage: Eukaryota; Metazoa; Chordata; Actinopteri; Cypriniformes; Cyprinidae. The transcript is spliced from 2 exons. The coding region runs from base 77 to 592 and encodes 171 amino acids. The record is from RefSeq and is a predicted model, not a curated record.
GGACUAGAGAACUUGGGCAGUAUCAGGAAAUGGUAUAGACUCAUAAGGUGUUGUGUGCUGUGCUGACGAACUGGAGAUGGUGUCUAGAAAUGUACUGAUGAGAAGGCAGGGUCCUAAGAGUGAUGAUACAGGUGCCACCACUGACAUCUCUGGGCAGAACACACCCCUCUCACCUCUCGCCCGACUGUACAUUUACGCCCUGCAUGGGUGCCUCUGUGAGGUGGCGUUCACAGCAGCCUGGGAUUGGUACUACACCCGUGACCACAGACUCGCGGGCCACACAAGCCUUUGGGCGCUGCUUAUUUACAGCUCUGCCAUCUUCUUCAUGGAGGGUCUAAGUGUGAGGCUGCAGCAGAAACACUGCCUCCUACCAGUCAGGCUGACUGUCUACACUCUCUUCAUCUAUCUGUGGGAGUUUAGCUGGGGGUUUCUGCUCAGGCUGUUCGGGGCCUGUCCUUGGGACUAUUCAGAGUUCAGGUAUAACUUCAUAGGUCUGGUGACGCUUGAAUAUGCCGUUCCUUGGGCAUUGGCGGCACUUAUCGCUGAAAAACACGUUAUCAGGAACACUUUGAAGAUACGGCUAGAUAAGUAGUCAAUAUAAACAGAAAACAAUAAACUGCUUAACAGAACAUGUUAAAAAAUCUUUGACUUUGUAUUGGGAUAGAGUGUUAAGUAAGCCUGAUAAAUGCUACGAUGCUAACAGAGUCCAACAGUCAGGUUUCAGAAAAAAAAAAAAAAAUUCCUUUUCUCCAUAGAAAAUUUGAUUUUUAAUGAUAAUGUAUUUACUUGUAAAGACAGACUAACUGUGAUGUACAAGGUUGUUAAUCAGUUAAAUAAUCUUUUGUUGAAGCCAGCAAUCUUCAUUAUUCCUUUGAUGUUUAUUUUUUUUUUUUUUAUAUUCCUGUUUAAGGGGCUGUUCACACAGAAUACGUAUUUGCCUUUAAAAACAUGAGACACAGCACUCAGUAAUGUAAAAAAAAAAAAAACAUAGCACAUAA